Messenger RNA from Lathyrus oleraceus (garden pea), 1319 nucleotides. RefSeq lists its product as uncharacterized. The record is from RefSeq and is a predicted model, not a curated record. Gene Ontology annotation, molecular function: nucleic acid binding; zinc ion binding. Bases 116 to 1024 code for a protein of 302 amino acids. The transcript has 3 exons. NCBI's taxonomy places the organism in Eukaryota, Viridiplantae, Streptophyta, Magnoliopsida, Fabales, Fabaceae.
UCUUCCCGCUUCUGUUUUUUUCCUUUAAAUAUGAGUGAGUUUCUGUGUAGUAAUCAUUUUCAUUUCUCAUAAUAAUAAAUAAUAAUCACAUUUUCAAGUUUGAAGUAUUUCUUCAAUGGAGUUCAAAUAUCGUGCCGUGGACAGCGUCAAACCAACAGCAACAUCGCAUUCUCUUUCCGAUCGAUCACUUCAAAUGGAAGGUGCUUUUUCUGGCUUACCACCACCGUAUUCCAGCGAGGCGGCACUGCGGCGAGCCCUUGAGAAGGAGCAAAUCCGCCGAGAAAUUUUGCGGCGGAUGGAAUUGGAGGAAGAAGUGAGGAGGGAACUUGAAAUCGAGAGAGAAUUGGGGAUUUCAAUACCGAGGCCGCUGAAUAUUCAAGGACUACUGUCGCAGUGGUUAAAUUCAACGGCGAUGAACCCGGUUGCUGUUGGCCAUAUCGGUGCGUCACAACCACCAUUGAUUCUGCCUCCCACGGAAAUCAACCCUUCCUCGGAGAUCAGUGACAAGGACAAAGUUAUAGUGUUGGCUAGACCAGAUCCCGAACUCUAUAACGCAAAGCGAAAAGCAACGACAUUGCCUUCUGCAUUUGAUUUGAAGAAAAAACAGAAGGAAGAGUGGAGUUGUGCACUGUGUGAGAUUAAAGCCACAAGUGAGAGUGGUUUGAAUGCUCAUCUGAAUGGUAAGAAGCACAAGAUCAAGGAAGCUAGACAAAAUAAAAAGAUUUGCAAGAACAAGAAAGGAAGUGAAAUUUUUGUGAAAGUGAAGGCUACUAAAACAGUGGAUACAAUGAUGAUUCAUAAAAGUGAAAAUGAAUCUAAAGAUAAGGAUGAACUGGUGGAAAGUAAGGACGAUAAUAACCUAAGUGUAAAAAAAUUAAAAUAUGAGAAGAAGCCUAUGGAGAUGAUGGUUGAUAAAAAUGCAACAAAAUGUGAAAAGGGGGAGCUGCAUAUAGAGAAAAGCCAAUGUUUGGAAAGUAUUCAAGACACUCAGGAAUCAGGAAAGGAUGAACGUUUGUCAAACUAACACUUUUUCAAAAGAUGUGAUGGAAAAUCAUAUAAAAGGGAAAAAAAACAUUAAGAAAAUGAAAACGUGCUAGUCCUACUUCCAAAUACUCUGUAUUACAAGAAGCUACUAGGUUGAUCAAAGAUAACUGGUUAACAAAUGUAAAAUUGAGAGAUUUGGAUUGUGAGAAAUUUAGAAAAUUUAUCUUUUAUUCAUAAUAUGAAAUUCUCUAAUUUAGAGAAAUUAAGAAUUGUAUUGAGAAUGAUUUUGAAUAACUUAGAUAAAUUUUUUUAAUAUAAUUUUUUUUGUUAUAAUA